CCACAGGAAGCCGAAGGCGGAUGGCUGCUGCAUCUCCUGCUCUCGAGGCCCCGCUCCUUCUCGCUCCUUUCUGAGGACAGCCGCGCCCUGCUCACGCCACACACUCCGCCCGGAGGCCCCGAAGGCACGAUGGUAACGGCCAGCAACAGGAACAACAACGAAUCCAAGGACGACAAGAAAUCCGAGGCCGAGCCGAGCAACGGCCACAGCGACGAUGCCGAGAAGGAUGGAGAUACAGGCAUGCGUGUUGGAAAGGCAUAUCAAGCAGAGAUUCCAAGUAUGUUGCCAUCACAAGAGCGUCGACCAGAGCAGUGUCCAGAAAGAGCCUUGUUAGUGUGGGCUCCCAAGCUGGAGAUCAACGAAGAAAGUUUGGAACAAUACAUCUGGUUGGCAAAGGAUAAAUACGGGUACAAUGCCGAGCAGGCACUGGGCAUGCUCUUCUGGCAUCGUCAUGACUUGGAGAAAGCGACAGCGGACCUGGCCAACUUCACGCCCUUCCCUGAUGAGUGGACGACCGAAGACAAGGUCCUCUUUGAGCAGGCCUUUCAGUUUCAUGGGAAAAGCUUUCAUCGCAUAAGACAGAUGUUACCAGACAAGACUAUAGCCCAGUUAGUAAAGUACUAUUAUCUGUGGAAGAAAACCAGACAACGAAGUUCUUUGAUUGAUCGACAUGCUCGCAAGCACACUGCAAAGCUCCAGCAGGCUACAGAAGGUGGAUUGGGUGAUAGCAGCGGAGAUAGAUCUGACGAAGAUGAAGAAGGACGCAGCGGAGAGGAAACCAAGAAUUGCUCGAACUGCACCAUCCCUGCGACUAUCCUCAAUGAGUCUCCCAAGGGACCUCAGUGCCAGACGUGUUACAACCACUGGAAGAAAAUGGGAUGUCUACGGCCAACUGUAGGACCCAUGAAGAGAGAUAAACAGCUUAUCAAGCACAAGCGACGACCCCCUCGCGGCAUGCACAUAAACCAUGAGGACCUUAUGGCUAUGGUGGCACCUGCCCCCCCAGGCCCCCUGGGUGCCCCUACCCAAGGCCAGCAGCUCCUGAGACACAUGGAAAAUGAGGUCAUUGCUCUCAAACGCCAGGUACAGAGUAACAAGGCACAGAUCAGCAACUUGCGAGAAAAUUUGGCCAAGGACGGUAUCAAUUCCCUAAGGCCGCCAGGACAAACAGGGCCACUGAAGGCAAAGUGGUCACACGAGGAACUUCUGCUGGCGGUGCAGGCCGUGCGAUAUUUUGGAAAGGACUUCAAAGCCAUUGCCGAAAUUGUAGGCAACAAGACAGAGAAUCAUGUGCGGAGCUUUUUUGUCACUUACCGCAAACGUUAUAACUUGGACAACGUUCUGAGAGAGUGGGAAGAGGAGCAUGGUCCAGUCCGAACCAGUGCGGACGAAUAGUUACAACUUUGCAUUUGAAAGGCAUUGGAGCCGCCCACCUAUUGUCUCUGUGGCAGCUCCAGCAUGAGGCUGCAGAGAGCAGGGUCAUAAAGUCCUCUUUUCAGCUCAUGGGGACAUUGUGCGCAUUUUUGGCCGGGGUGUUUGUAUUUCAAUAUGAUUUUUGUAAGUUACACAGAUUCCUCUCAGUAUUCCUGGAGUUGUCUACGGGUAUUUCAGGGCCUAAGUAGGAUUUUUAUUUCACUGGCGGAUGAAGAGCAUGCCUAAGAAUCCUACUUUUAAUAAGAGGAUGAAUGGAUGAGGCCUAGGAUACCUGAGGAAAAUCAAGAGUCAUUUUACCUUAACAAGAAUCGAGAAAAAGAAAUUAAAAAUGAAUUACAAAAUACAGAGUGACAAGUACCUAAUUCCUAAGGUUCUUCUGAGCAGUCAUAAUAUGGUCUUAUACAGUGUUUGCAAAACUGUUUGUAAACCACAAUUUUUACAAUGAAUUACUGUUCAUGCAUAUUGCCAUGCAGAAUAUUUAUGAGUGUUGAGGUUUAUCUACAUCUGUGUGUAUGUGUAGGUGCAUGUAUACAUUUGUGUACAUACACGUUCAUAUAUACUCAUCACUGGAUUGUUGAUAACAGUAUUGCAUUAUUUAUUUCUAGGGAAUUUCUUUAGGAACACACCAGGUUGAAGUCUAGGUUGAUUAAAUCUACUUAAUCACAUGCAGCUCUAGUAUAUAACUAUUUUACUUCAGUCUGUUAUAAGAUGAUCGUAAAACGGUAUUGCACAUAGUUCCUUGUUGGACACAUGAAAAUGACUAGUGUACAAAUUGUAGAGGUUAAGUAUGCCAAGUGUGAAUUAUCUUUGCCAUUUUUUUCUUGAUGUAUAUAUCAACAAGUAAUUAUGAGGAGAAAGAAAUGAAAAUAUAGUUUUUUUUUUUUUUUAUACAUAUUUAUUUUGAUAUAUUUAUGUAUUUGGCCAUUUUGUUUUUAAGUGUAUAUUUUUUUGUGUAUGCAUGUAUGCGUCAGAAAGUCAAUGAGUAAGGAAAAUUUUGCCAGCUUUCCUAUAUGUUGCCAAGUACUGAAGACAUUCUCUAAAUAGUGCCAGUCUUUUUCUUUUUUUGUCACUUAUUUUACCGAACUUUAAUGCCUACAUUUGUGCCUGGCAGUCAACCUUCGAUUACUGCAACAUUUACUCUGAUAAUAGGACUUACGCUGCAUUUGUCAUCCUAGAAUGACAGAAGGCAGUAUUAUGAUGCUGAUACUUUUCUUCUUUUCUCCUCUAGAAAAUGAUAAUAAAAGAUAUAACUUGCAGAAGGGCAGUGAAUGUUAAGUUUCCUUUAUGGUUGAAAUUGUGUGGUUGUGUCUGAAGUGCCGUCACUGCUUGCUUAAUCAAGAUAAAGAAAAAGAGUUCAUCCAGAUUUACCUUGCCUAGUCAUGGAUUAUUUUUGCGUACAGGUACCAUUAGCAUGGUCGUGAAAGCCAGGGAGUAGCACCGUCAACUGCUUUGCAACAGGAAUGCAUGCUGAUAAGUCCUGGACUCUCAGGAAUAUUUUA
Molecule: messenger RNA, 2933 nt
Organism: Penaeus vannamei (Pacific white shrimp)
Lineage: Eukaryota; Metazoa; Arthropoda; Malacostraca; Decapoda; Penaeidae
Product: REST corepressor 2
Biological process (GO): regulation of transcription by RNA polymerase II; negative regulation of DNA-templated transcription
Cellular component (GO): histone deacetylase complex; transcription regulator complex
Molecular function (GO): transcription corepressor activity
Source: RefSeq, a predicted model, not a curated record